ACAAAUGACUUAUUUGCCAUUCGGCUGCGCAUCCUAUCGGACCUUACAUACAUUCUCUUGUGUUUAUUGAUUUACUGAGAAAAAAAACGUAUGGACUUUGUUGUGGGGAUUUUUUCCGCCGCUUAUAGUCUUUACUUUUAGUAAGUUUUAGUUUUAAUCAUGUUGAAAAAUAAUGGGAAAAAGGCAGCUCUCUCUGUAGCCAGCACAGCGUGUCUCUGCCUGCUGCUACUCCUCCUCGCUGUGCAGCAUCAUCGGGCUCAGGUGGAUGAGGUGACAGAUGGAGAGAACACCGGGACGCGCUCUCUUCUCCAAGAUUCCGCGCCGGAGGAGGAGAACGCACAACUCGGGGACUCGCAGGUUAAGAAGGGAUUCUCGGCGUACUUUACCAAACUGACUCGGGCACGGAGGGAGGUGGAGAAGCCCGCAGGCUCCUCUGCAUCCGCCGCUGACGCGCCUCCAGCUGAGGACAUCAGCGCGGAUGACAUCUUCAUCGCUGUGAAGACCACCAAGAAGUUCCACCAGUCCAGACUGAAUCUGCUCCUGGACACAUGGAUCUCUAGAAACAUGCAACAGACUUACAUCUUCACAGACGGAGAUGAUGAGGAGCUAAAAGAGACAAUAGGGAGUCAUGCAAUCAACACCAACUGCUCUGCGGCUCACAGCCGACAAGCUCUGUCUUGCAAGAUGGCGGUGGAAUAUGACAAUUUCAUAGAGUCAGGGAAAAAGUGGUUCUGUCACGUUGAUGAUGACAACUACGUGAAUGUUCAGACUCUGGUGAAGUACUUGUCCCAGUACCCUCACACCCAGGAUAUGUACAUCGGUAAACCCAGUCUGGACCGGCCCAUAGAGGCCACUGAGAGGCUGGGGGACAAUAAGAUGAAACCAGUAAACUUCUGGUUUGCUACUGGAGGAGCAGGCUUCUGUGUGAGUCGGGGAUUAGCGCUGAAGAUGAGCCCGUGGGCCAGCGGCGGCCACUUCAUGAACACAGCGGAGAAGAUCCGCCUGCCCGACGACUGCACCAUCGGCUACAUCAUCGAGUCGGUGCUGGGGGUUCCUCUGACCCGCAGCAACCUGUUCCACUCCCACCUGGAGAACCUGCAGCAAGUGUCGAGAUCUGAGAUUCACAAACAGAUCACCCUCAGUUAUGGGAUGUUUGAAAACAAGAGCAAUAUCAUCAGUUUGAAAGGGGCUUUUUCUGUGGAGGAGGAUCCAUCGAGGUUCAAGUCUGUGCACUGUCUCCUGUAUCCAGACACCCCAUGGUGUCCCCCUCAGGUUGCCUUUUAGGGCAACUGCUCCUUUCUCAUCCUCGUCCCCGUCGUGCCUCGGUAUCUGAAAGGCUUGUGGGGACCAGUGUUUGGUAUCAGACUGUGCAGCUGCUGUAUUCUUGCUGCAGUGAGCACAGUCUUUAAUAGUUUUACUGGGCUGCUGUGCGGCCCGCCUCGGGACUUGUUCUUCCUGUCAGGACGUCGCUCCAUA
Monopterus albus (swamp eel) is the source of this 1476-nucleotide messenger RNA. It is a transcript of the gene lfng, whose product is annotated as LFNG O-fucosylpeptide 3-beta-N-acetylglucosaminyltransferase. Gene Ontology annotation, cellular component: Golgi membrane. The record is from RefSeq and is a predicted model, not a curated record. Gene Ontology annotation, biological process: pattern specification process. Bases 160 to 1284 code for a protein of 374 amino acids. The transcript is spliced from 8 exons. Gene Ontology annotation, molecular function: O-fucosylpeptide 3-beta-N-acetylglucosaminyltransferase activity. NCBI's taxonomy places the organism in Eukaryota, Metazoa, Chordata, Actinopteri, Synbranchiformes, Synbranchidae.